UCAACAGGAGAGUAGAAUGAAAUACUACACAGUUGUGUAUCAUUAUGUGUAACUGUGUUUGUGGAAUGUUUACAUGUUUCUGAUGUUUCUUCAGUAUUAAAGAUAAAAUAGAUAUCUACAUUCUAGUCCAGGUCUCCUGCCGGACGACGAGAAUAACAGCGGUCAGGGUAUGAACCAGGGACCAUCGAGACCAUUCGAAAGAGAUUCCAGUGUUUUGAUUAUAUCACACGGCCAGGCUGCCAUAUGAUAUAUUAAUAUUGUCCAGGAGUUCAUUUGAAUGUGGUGAUAUCUGAGUCACCGUCACAACUGGGACAUUUACCUAUAGACCUAGACCUAUUCUAGAUCAUUACACACGUUGACACAAUGUUGGUUGCACUAGAUUUGAAUUGACUUUUGUUCCUGCUAACAAUUUGUAAUAAUGGGUCUCGGACAAGCAAAAUUCGAUUAUGGUACUCACGAGACGGCUGUGUUCAAAUCCGAUGACGUUGCUGAGGCAGAGAUUCAAAACAACGAGUGCCAGAAAAAUCACUCCAACUACUUGGAGGUCAAAGGUCUUACUCUUGAUUCUUUACCUCAAGGCUACCAAGAACCAGACUUGUUAGAGCUGGUCAAGUCGUUGGCGUCGUUAACAGUUCGAAUCUCAGUCAUGUACAGCAGUCUAGAAAGAAGAAAGUUUUGGCAGGGGACAGAAGCCAGCUACCCGGGCUAUAUUUGUCGUGGGAGUGACACGUGCCUGACCGGAAGUGGUCGAAUCUGUGACGUAUAUGAAGAUACAAAAUAUGAGCUCACGUGUCCGUGCUCAGAUUGUAAGGAACCAAUGUCUGGUUCUGAAAGGCGAGCUGUCUGGCACAUCUGGGUCUACAGCGCCACUCACGUGGUAUACAACUCAGUCGAAGCGGAGAAGUCAGUCUUUAAAUUAUUUUACGACACGAGUGAAGGGAAAAGAAAAACUUUCUACGGGGUCAAAGUGCUUUGGUCGAAUAUUACAGGUGACCUCUGCCUGUUAUCUUGUGUCACAUGUGACAAAGAGCUGGCGGAUGAGCUUGACCAAUCAUUAAAAGGACUCAUAUCAAUCUGGAAGCGGAUCAGAGAAAACUACAAACGAGAUAAAACAUUAGAAGAUGAUGCUAGGAAAUAUAAAGACCGGAUUGUAGUGAUAGUGUCCCACCCCCACGGAGGACCUAAAAAAGUUUCCUUUGGUCAAUUGCAUAGUAAAGAAAGGAAAAAAAUCGGAAGCGAUAACGGCUGGCAUAUUAACUAUCUGGCCAAUACGUGUUCUGGAAGCAGUGGUGCCCCAGUGUAUCUGUACGGAAUGGAUUGGUUCAAGUCUGAGUAUGUUCACAGUGGUUCUAAUUCUGAUGUGAACUAUAGCACGACUUGGAGUCCUGAAGAGAAAUAAGCGACCUUUUAAAACGUAGAUCAACUUUUGUUUUCCUCAGAAAAAACAACAAAGACAAUACUGUAAUAUAGACAUAACAAGUCAUAUAGCCUAAAGACAUUAUAGUGUUAGGGCAAAGUAAUUGUAAAUAUAUACCAUUUACAACAUAUUUUUAUUCAAUAAUAUACAUUUUUACCAUCUGAGCUGUGAAUGGACCUUGUUUUUUUAUGACUUUAUAAAAUUUAGCUCUAGCUAUGAAGGGGGAAUAACCCUUGAUGGAUUAUUGUGCCGAUGUGCCUAAAACCCAAAACAUCAAAUAUCAUUUUUGUCUAGUAUAUGUAGUUUUAAUUAAAAAACUAUGAAAAUUAUGAAUUAUUAUUGAAAUACAAAUACGUUCAAUGUCUCUUAAGAUUUAUGAACGUUCAAUGCACGCUGAAGAGGAGAAUGAACUGUAAGGUGGUUAUCCUACACAAUAGUUCUAGAAAUAACUAUACAUAUACUUAAUAAAACCACAACACUUGGGAAUAUAUAUAUAUAUAAGAAUUUUUUUUAUGUUACCUAAAAGCAUUGAGGGAAAAAAGAUUUCAAAAAAAUAUUUUUUAAGCUAGCCUGCAAGAGGUAAAAACACAAAUAUAUAGGUCUAGACCCACAAAUAGCAUCUUUUCUAAAUGAAUCAAAAAGAAAAUGACCGCAAAUAUUUUACUUGAAUCCUCAUAACGUAAUUAGUUAAUUUUCAUUUCUUCAAACAGUAACUUCUGACAUUGCAAUGAAAUGUUUUGCAGCGCAGCUCGAGUUUACGAACGAAAUUUCAACUCAAAAGGAAAAAAAAAACAAGGUUACAAAGACAGUUUGUGUGGAAACACAAACUCAAAAUCGGCCCCCGAAGUGGACCACCCAGGCAGGCUUCAUUAUUGUCAGAAAGAACAUCCGAAUGAAAUUAUAUCAAAGACUAAUGACAGAUAUGAAUGAAGAAAGAAGGUUGACAGAUCUUGUGUUGUGCCCCAGCGGUCCAGCAGAUCAAAGGAUAUGUGAUGUCUAACUUAUAAUGCAUACUAAAUAGAUUUUUUUCUCUUUAAAAAAAUAGUAAACAUUUGUUCAUGUGUAAAUAUAGUACUUAGUAUAACAGAACUUACAUAUCUUAACAAUACGAAUAUAAAAACAAAAAUUUUUGACAAAAAAUCUACAAACUUUUGCAUAAAUGUGUUACAAAUAUGGUAAACGGUUAUAUCUCCUAAUAAAUAGCCUCAAUUGUUAGAGUGUUUAAUAGUUAAUUGUUGUAAAAGUGGUGUAUUUUUAUGAAAAAAAAUUCUUGCAUAAGUGAUUUAAAAAAUUAGAUUUUUCGCUUUCAGAAAAGAAAAAAAGUAGCCGUUGUGUCAGAACUUUGAAUGGACUAAAAUAUUGUGAUGUCGGAUUUUCACUAUCUUUUCUAGUUUACGAGCUCUAAACGGGACGGACGAACAGACGGACAAACAUUUCACACAAAACUAAUAGCGUCUUUUCCCCUUUCGGGGGCCGCUUAAAACAGAAAAGAAAUGACGCAAAUGUCUGGGUUUUUUGUUUUUACUAUGUUAAUUAUGACAAAUGUGUGAGUCAAUGAUAGGAACUUGUAUAGGUGGAUGGGACAUUCAAAGAGGAUAUGGUUUACGGUUUCAUAAGGAUGGCUCAGUGUCUACAAAGCGGGAGUUGUGUCGAGUUUAUUUUGUUCAGAUGGUUAUUUAACAGAGGUGUGUGUCCUGUUUUUAGUUGGAAUAUUGUAGAUUGUUCUUUGCGAGGGAGGAAGAUAGUCCUAAAGUUGCAAGUACAUAGUCAUAAAUUAGUAUGUAUAUUAUACAACAUUGUCAAUUCCAUAUUGUAUUUAUUGUAUCUCAGACAGACAACAUGCUACACUACUUUCAAGAAGAAGACCUACCUGUUUAAAAUGUUUUUUUAGAAUAGUUUGUCAUUUGAGCUCUCUGUGUUUGUAAUGUUAUUACAGCGCCUUGAGCCUACAUUUUGUUUGUUAACAGCACUUUAUAAACUAUUAUUAUUGUAUUAAUAAUGUUCUUUUGUAUUCCUGUGGAUUUUCUGAGGGUUUAAGUAACAUUCCAAAAGGCUAGAAAAAAGAAUAUUUAGCCCAUUUCCCAAAAUUUGUUGCACCAAUAUCCAUUGUUGCUUUGUUUUUUUAAAAUAAUAUUUAACAUAAGAAUAACUGAAGUAAUGAGCGUCUGUUAUUUCGAUUGAUACACAAGAUUGAUAUAAAUAAAUGUUAAUAUUAUGUUGAGAUAGUGUUAUAUGAACUGUGCGUUUAGAUGGUAUUUAAUAAAACAGUA
Messenger RNA from Biomphalaria glabrata, 3687 nucleotides. RefSeq lists its product as uncharacterized. The record is from RefSeq and is a predicted model, not a curated record. Lineage: Eukaryota; Metazoa; Mollusca; Gastropoda; Planorbidae. The transcript has 4 exons. The coding region runs from base 419 to 1399 and encodes 326 amino acids.